This is a messenger RNA of Meloidogyne enterolobii, 609 nucleotides long. The record is from the annotation of a GenBank genome assembly. Lineage: Eukaryota; Metazoa; Nematoda; Chromadorea; Rhabditida; Meloidogynidae.
AUGGGAAGUAUAAUCUCCCUUGAAAUUUUCUCUUUUAAUUUACAAUUAAUUCAACAAACUCAACCUUCCGAGUGGAACAAAACAACCUACUUAUUAUUAAUAAUUCUUAUUGUCGCCUUUGCUAUAAUAGGCGGUUUAAUUAUUUAUAUUGGAAUUAGGAGGAAGCAAAAACCCCGUAAAAUUUGGACAGCUCCCCCAACGCUCUUGGUCAUCUUAGCAAUUAUUUUUAUACUCUCUCCUUUAGAAGCAACCCCAGCACGAAACUUUAAGCCAUACAAAUCUUCCUUUAAACCUUACAAAUCUUCACUUUUCAAACGUGUAGGAAAGCCCUUAGCAAAAUCAACUCUUCCUAUAAUUGCAUCGGCCGCACUCUAUUUCGGCUUUGAAACAUUAGCCCAAACUAUUACAGACAAUCCCGAAUAUUCUCUUGCCAUCCUUUCCGUUUUAGGCUGCUUUUUCAUACUCUUACUCCUAUUGUUGGCUAAAUUAGCCGCUUAUUUAUAUUAUUACAUUCAUCCACGCACAGCCCGACCCCAAACAAUAGAAUUACAAGAAAUUAAUCACAAUAUUAACGAAAUCAUUAACCGAACAGACCCAAGACGUGUUUAA